This is a messenger RNA of Phodopus roborovskii (desert hamster), 3076 nucleotides long. RefSeq names its product AE binding protein 2 (gene Aebp2). NCBI's taxonomy places the organism in Eukaryota, Metazoa, Chordata, Mammalia, Rodentia, Cricetidae. The coding region runs from base 52 to 1608 and encodes 518 amino acids. The transcript has 9 exons. The record is from RefSeq and is a predicted model, not a curated record. Gene Ontology annotation, cellular component: ESC/E(Z) complex. Gene Ontology annotation, biological process: regulation of transcription by RNA polymerase II.
CGCGAGAGGGAGGCGGCGGCGAGAGGAGGCGGAGGAGCAGCAGGCGCCGCCAUGGCCGCGGCGCUCACCGACAUGGCCGACCUGGAGGAGCUCUCCCGCCUCAGCCCGCCGCCCCCCGGCAGCCCCGGGCCCGCGGCGCGCGGCCGGCCCGAGCCGCCGGACGACGAGGACGACGAGGACGACGACGAGGCGGAGGCGGAGGCGGUGGCCGCGCUGCUGCUGAACGGCGGGGCGGGCGGCGUUGGCGUUGGCGGCGGCGUUGGCGGCGGCGCGGGGGGCGGCGAGGCGGAGACCAUGUCGGAGCCGAGCCCCGAGAGCGCCAGCCAGGCGGGCGGGGACGAGGACGACGACGACGACGACGACGAGGACGGCGGCAGCAGCAGCGGCGGCGCCGAGGAGGAGAGCAGCGCCGAGAGCCUGGUGGGCAGCAGCAGCGGCGGCUGCAGCGGCGACGAGGCGCGCUCGCUGAGCCCGGGCGCGGCGAGCAGCAGCAGCGGCGAUGGGGACGGCAAGGAGGGCCUGGAGGAGCCCAAGGGGCCGCGGGGCGGCCCGGGCGGCCCGGGCGGCGGCGGCGGCAGCAGCAGCAGCAGCGUGGUGUCGAGCGGCGGCGACGAGGGCUACGGCACCGGGGGAGGCGGGAGCAGCGCGACCUCCGGGGGCCGGCGGGGCAGCCUGGAGAUGUCGUCGGACGGGGAGCCGCUGAGCCGCAUGGACUCGGAGGACAGCAUAAGCAGUACUCUAAUGGACGUAGACAGCACAAUUUCCAGUGGGCGUUCAACACCAGCAAUGAUGAAUGGACAAGGGAGCACUACUUCUUCAAGCAAACACAUUGCCUAUAAUUGUUGUUGGGACCAGUGCCAGGCGUGCUUCAACUCUAGCCCAGACCUGGCAGACCACAUCCGUUCCAUACACGUAGAUGGUCAGCGCGGAGGGGUGUUCGUUUGCUUGUGGAAAGGUUGUAAGGUGUAUAACACCCCAUCAACCAGUCAGAGCUGGUUGCAGCGGCACAUGCUGACACACAGUGGAGACAAACCUUUCAAGUGUGUAGUUGGUGGCUGCAAUGCCAGCUUUGCUUCUCAGGGAGGGCUAGCUCGCCAUGUACCCACACACUUCAGUCAGCAGAACUCCUCAAAAGUUUCUAGCCAGCCAAAGGCCAAAGAAGAAUCUCCUUCUAAAGCUGGGAUGAACAAGAGGAGGAAACUAAAGAACAAAAGACGGCGUUCAUUACCGCGACCACAUGAUUUCUUCGAUGCACAAACACUGGAUGCCAUAAGACAUCGAGCCAUAUGCUUUAACCUCUCGGCUCAUAUAGAAAGUUUAGGGAAAGGACACAGUGUUGUUUUCCAUAGUACUGUAAUAGCUAAGAGAAAGGAGGAAUCUGGAAAGAUAAAGCUUUUGCUUCAUUGGAUGCCUGAAGACAUUCUGCCAGAUGUGUGGGUGAAUGAAAGUGAACGACAUCAGUUAAAAACUAAAGUAGUUCAUUUAUCAAAGCUACCCAAAGAUACUGCCUUGCUGUUGGACCCAAACAUUUACAGAACAAUGCCGCAGAAGAGGUUGAAGAGAACUCUGAUAAGAAAAAUGUUCAAUUUGUAUUUAAGCAAACAGUGAACGACAUUUGCAAUCAACUAAAAUUCGUCUAUCGAAUUAGGUCUGAGAAUUACUGUUAAAGAGUGUUGCCGUAUGUCUGUUGGCUCCCUUUUCAGGACUAGGGUCUUUCAUGGGGUACAGUGUGUUAUAUUUACCUACAUAACUACUCUUGUCAAUGGUUUUUGAAAAAAACCUCAACUUCAAAAUAUUUGAAUAAUCUUCAUAUGUUCAUUUAACCUGUGACUUAAUUAAUUUUUUUCCUGAGGAAAGUGUUGGUUUUUGAAUUUUUUUCUUAAUGUAAAAAAAAAAAAAAAAAUGUAUUUUUUUUAAAGUAUCUUCAAACCGAAUCUUUUAUGCACCAAAGUUGGUUUUGAAAAGGAAAAUAAAAUCACUUUCUUGCUUGGCACGCAAGAAGCCAUAUGGAAUUUUUUUAACUUUACAGAAAUGGAAAUAUGUGUAACUUGUCAGUACUGUAUCAAACAAAUGUCGAAUAGAGAUAAUAGAGCGUUGCUUGUAAAUAAUUCAGCAGAUUUGUAAUAUAUUUUUCUAUUAUGAAAUGUACUGUAGAUGUUUUCUAGAGGCAUGAAAGUCAAUGUAUAUAUUAUGGUAGAAAUAAUAUUGACGGGAAUUGUAACUCACUAGUGCUGCCAGAGGGAUUGCUAACAAAGCACCUUUAACAAGAGAUGUCUUUGCAGACUGAAGGGACUGUGUACUACUGUUAAUGUCUAAGAACAAAGCAUGGGACGUCCUUCCAGAAACCGAGAUGGAAGUUCGGGCACUCACCUCUGACAGUGACUGAGGUGAUCGCCCCUCACUGUGCGUGGGGAGCACAUGGUAACACUGUACUGUGCAGUCAGACUGCAGGAAGAAAGCACUCCUCACCCACCAGUUCUUGCUUCCUACAAGGACAGGAAAACCAGCAGUUUUUAUACUCAUUUUUUUUUUUUUUUUUAAAAGAAAGGUAGACAAAAAUAUAAAAUUGGUUUGGUUUUAAACCAAUUUUGGUUUUAAAAUGGGAAAGGUUCCAUGAUGCAUAGAUCAUUUCUCAUUUGCUUAAAAAAGAAAAACCACACACACAAAAGUUAGUGAAAGUAUUUUAGGCUUGAACAGGGCAGGGGUAAAGUGGUAGACGGGACUGAGGAGCCCUGCUGGGGAGGACACUCUGGAACUCGUCUAACAUGCUCUGUAGCAAACGGGAGUCUAUUUUCAGAAGAAGAGAAGCAGUGUGUUCUUAACUGUUAUUUUUUCUUUUGCUUAAGCACUUCAUCAUUAGUUUUAUUCUCCAUCUGCGAAGUACUCUGCAAUCUCCUUUGUUCCUUUUAACUUUUGGUUUGUUAUAACAUUGCCAAAUAGAGGUGUUUCAGACAUAGAGUUUGUACCUGUAUUUUUAUUUUACUGUCUCAUGUUCUUGUAAGUCAUUCUCAAUUGACCGAUGAUUGUAGACUUUGCUUGAGUAUUUUUUCUAAUAAAACAAAGCAAAUCACAUUUA